This is a messenger RNA of Laccaria bicolor S238N-H82, 1779 nucleotides long. It is a transcript of the gene R3, whose product is annotated as tyrosinase. Gene Ontology annotation, molecular function: tyrosinase activity. The record is from RefSeq and is a predicted model, not a curated record. The transcript has 7 exons. Bases 1 to 1680 code for a protein of 559 amino acids. Lineage: Eukaryota; Fungi; Basidiomycota; Agaricomycetes; Agaricales; Hydnangiaceae.
AUGAGUCGUCUCGUUAUCUCUGGUGCUGGUGGAGGCGCCCCAAACCGUCUCGAAAUCAACGACUUCAUCAAGCACGACAAAUAUUUUUCGCUCUACGUCCAAGCACUGCAACUUAUGUAUACCGAACGCCAGCAAUCCGAUGCCCAAUCUUUCUUCCAGGUUGGCGGCAUUCAUGGAUUGCCAUAUACCCCGUGGGAGGGUGCGACCGUCGACCCACCUGUCAAUGCGGACAAUCAAUGGGCUGGAUAUUGCUUUCAUAGCUCGGUCCUUUUUCCCACUUGGCAUCGGCCAUAUAUGGCCUUGUUCGAGCAAAUUCUGUGGACUCGCGCCCAAGAGGUCGCCGCGACUUACACCGUUGACCAGGCAAACUGGAAGGCUGCCGCUACUACGAUCAGACAGCCAUACUGGGACUGGGCCAAAGACUCUGUGCCGCCCCCGGAAGUUAUCUCUCUAUUGCAAGUUACCAUCACCGGUCCCGAUGGGAAGAGCAAGCUGGUCGACAACCCGCUUUAUCAGUAUAGGUUCCACCCAAUUGAUCCAUCCUUUCCGACUCCUUUUAACAACUGGCCAACGACUCUCAGGCGACCCAAAACCCAGAGCCCGACUGAGGGGGAUAAUGUAGCCGAGCUCGUGGCCGUCUUGAAGAACGCGCAAUCAAACAUCCGGUCAAACACUUUCAAUAUGCUUACUCGAGUGAAUACUUGGCCUGCCUUCAGCAACAGCACGGCCGGCGAUGGCGGAAGUACCAGUAACAGUCUCGAAGCGAUUCACAACAGCAUUCACAACCUGGUUGGAGGUAUAGGGCACAUGGGCGACACAGGCACUGCCGGCUUUGAUCCCAUUUUCUACUUACACCAUACCAACGUUGACCGGAUGCUCUCUCUUUGGGCUGCACUCCAUCCCGGAGUUUGGGUCACUGAGGAGGUCUGUGAGGAGGGUACAUUUACUACCCCCGCCGGCCUUCCCGUCGACGACAAUACACAUUUGACACCUUUCUACAAUUCCCAGGAAACGUUCUGGGCCUCCGCUGGCAUUGCCGACACCGCGAAACUGGGAUAUACGUAUCCCGAGUUUAACGGCCUUGACAUGGCUAACCCCGCCGCUGUCCAGAAAGCUAUCGCUGCUAUUGUUGUCGGGCUUUACGGGGACGCGGUAUUAGGCCUCUUACCAGCCAAAGCCAGUACCAUCGCAGGAACCGCUGCCGGUCAGCUCUGGGACUGGACCGCUCGCGUCAAAGUUAAGAAAUUUGAGAUUGGCACUAGCUUCUCCAUUCUGUUUUUCCUUGGCUCGGUUCCCGAAAAUCCCAAAGAAUAUCUCGUCAGCCCCAAUUUGGUUGGUGCACAUCAUGAGUUCGUCAAUAGCUCUUCGGAACGCUGCGCGAACUGCAAAGUACAAGAAGACGUUGUCAAUGAAGGUUUCGUCCACCUCGAUGGAGGUAUUCUGGAUCUUGGGAAUUUGUUUACUUUGGACCCGGAUAAGGUUGAGCCUUACCUGAAGAAGGAACUGCAUUGGAGAGCUGUGAGGCUUGACUCUUCGCCUGUCGAAAUCCCAUCUCUGGAAGUCACCAUCUUCGCAACGCCACUGUCGUACCCUCAUGGUUCCCUGUUCCCUAUUGGUGGGAAGGCUCGUCGACACAACACAAUCACCCAUGGUCGCACAGGAGGGAGCCAUGAUGCUUAAGGGAGUAGACGUGGCAGAUAAAGAAGAAGAAGUCGACUCAACUUGUACUUGUAUCUCCUUGUGCGUUCUUUUGAAUGUCGUAUUAGUAACGUUCACGUG